Messenger RNA from Postia placenta MAD-698-R-SB12, 1245 nucleotides. RefSeq lists its product as hypothetical. Bases 1 to 1245 code for a protein of 414 amino acids. NCBI's taxonomy places the organism in Eukaryota, Fungi, Basidiomycota, Agaricomycetes, Polyporales, Adustoporiaceae. The record is from RefSeq and is a predicted model, not a curated record. The transcript has 4 exons.
AUGGCGCCGACAUAUCAGGAUGAGGAAAUGAACUCGUCCGGACUUUGCUACGAAGGUGUCCCCGUGAAAUGCGCACGCCUAGAGUGUAGAGCCGAUUCCAGGACUCGAGACGGGCAACAUCAGCCUGUUGAGCGGAUCAAAAGUCAACGGGAAGCCUGCGCUUCUGCUGCGACGAGACCGUCCUUCCUCCUUUCUGCUCUCCAAUGUCUAGCUUCUGAGCGUGGCGAGAGUAGCUGGCCUCCUCGAUGCGAUAUGCUGUGGUUGCCCUCCGACCCGUGGGGGGCGCGCCCUCAUCCAAAGCUUGCCCGACCAUGGCCAAGGCCGCCUAUCCGGGCCGUCGUUGCAUUCCUUAUAAGAAUGCGUCUCCCUGCCCGUGUCGUCUCUGGUACCGACGGUAAAGAAUCUCAGUCUGGAGAUCUUGCAGCUUCCCCGCCACGCGGCUGGACGACCAUGGAGAUUGCGACCCCAAUUAUGGUCGGGUUCUUUGUCGCCGCCAUUGCCGCUACCGUCUUUGUGUACUACCGACAUCGCCUACGGCACCCACCCUCGAUCCAUCGCCCCGCCCCCGUCACCGUCUCUUGUUGGGACCGGUUCCGCCUCCGUAUGCCCGGCUGGGUCUUCGGCGUGCUUCCGGGCACGCACGCCGUCCGCCCUGGUAACACUCACAAGCCCUCCACCUGGAGCAUCGAUGACGCCGACAACAUACCUCUGCACGCCCCCCAGGCGUCAUCGUCUACCUCCUCGUCCGGUUCCGGCCCUGGCUCCGGCUCGGGGUCGCUCUCCCGCUCCGGUUUCGCUUCGGUUCCGCAAUUCGAGCCCGGCGGCGGCCCUCCAGAUGAGUUCCAUCCACAAUUUGACGACGACGAUGCGGAGGCAGAGCCUGCCCACCGCGCGGUGUACGGCGCGCCCCUGCACGCGCAUGAGCGCAACUACUCGAGCGCGUCGCUCCUCCCGCACGUCGACAUCUCGUUCCCCCGCGCGGCCGCGGUCUUGGGGCGCUUCACAGACGGGGCGCGCAUCGGCAAGAGCCCGAGCUACCGCGCAGGGCCCGUCCUCCAGUGCCCGCCGCACGACGGCUUCAAGAUCGACGGCGUGGACUCGCCGACGCGCCCGCACGCGGAGUAUGCGCGCGAGGCGCAGCCCCCUGGGACGCCGCCAAGGGGCACGGACGAGCGCAGCGUGCUGCUCAUCUCGCGCGUGCCCGGGCAGGACUUCGUCAUCGAGGAGUCCGAGAUUGGUGCCUGA